Molecule: messenger RNA, 5138 nt
Organism: Neolamprologus brichardi
Lineage: Eukaryota; Metazoa; Chordata; Actinopteri; Cichliformes; Cichlidae
Gene: tob2
Product: transducer of ERBB2, 2
Biological process (GO): regulation of gene expression
Cellular component (GO): nucleus; cytoplasm
Molecular function (GO): transcription corepressor activity
Source: RefSeq, a predicted model, not a curated record
GCAAAGUUUACUGGACCCUCCAUGCAAACUGUCAGCUGAAGACAAAGUGGGGAAACCUUGGAGAGGCUUUCAAUUAUUUGGGCAGCAGUGGGGGAGAAAAAAAAAAUAUUUAUCAUGGUGAAAAAAAUGUAAACUAUUUCGCAUCUGAACCAGUGAGUCGACACAUGAAAUCGGAGUCCUCGUAAGGGAAUUUAAAAAAACAAAGACAAGCUAGUACAUCAGUGAAGCUAGUUGAGGACCUGCCAACACAAAACAGCUUGCAGCCUCUGCCUUCAAGGUGCCUUUACCAUGGUGACACUAAAAGAAUCAAACACUGCACAAUAAGCCAGAGGGGGACAAAAAGAUUUGUUGCCACUGCAUUGCCUCACUUUCAUCUCAUCCCCUUUGAACACUUUGUUCCCACACUGGCACUAACCCGGUGCAGACAUGCAUCUGGAAGUGAAGGUCGCUCUCAACUUCAUCGUGUCCUACCUGUACAACAAGCUGCCUCGUCGACGAGCCGACCUGUUUGGCGAGGAGCUGGAGAAGAUACUAGUUUCUCGUUUUGAGGGUCACUGGUACCCCGAGGCCCCGCUCAGGGGUUCUGCUUUCCGCUGCAUUCACCUGGGUGCGCCGAGGGACCCUGUGGUGGAGUUGGCUGCCAAAAGAAGUGGGCUGGACACGGAGGAGGUGCGGGCAAAUGUUCCUGCAGAGUUGAGUGUGUGGAUUGACCCUUAUGAGGUGUCCUACCAGAUUGGAGAGAAGGGUGCGGUGAAAGUGCUCUAUCUGGAGUCUCCCCCUGGCCUCGGUUGUGACAGCGAGCCGGCCGAAGGGGUCAUCAGAGAGGCCAAAGGAGAUGCAGAGACGGAGGAUGCCAAGAGCUUGGGCUUUAAUCCAGAUGCUCAAGUGUUUGUACCAGUUGGAAGUCAGGCAUCUCCUUCCUUAAUGCCAUCCCUCUCCAGUUCUCCCACACCCCUAUCUGCCCAGUCCUGCCCUGGAAUCUUCAGCUACCCCAGCUCCAGCACACCCACCGAUCCCAGCAUCCAUUCCUCCAACACAUCUACUCCUUCUCCUCCGAGCGGCGGUCUGCCCUACCUCUCCACUCAGCAGCCACCUGCUGCUCUUCCUGCUGCCCGUCCACAGCCAAUCACCUUCACCACUGCCAGCUUCGCCGCCACCAAAUUCGGCUCCACCAAAAUGAAGAAGUGCAGUGGGGCCGGGUCGGGGUCCGCAGGCUCUGGUGUCAUCGUACCACCAUCCCAGAGGAUACUCUCCCGCUCUCCUACCACCAUCUCAGCACCAGAGCUGCUUAAGCACAAGCCCCUCUCUCUCUCCUUGCACUCCCUCGGGGGUCCCAUCCACAGCCAGCUCUCCCCCAACGCCAAAGAGUUUGUCUACCCAGGAUCUCCAGGCCCUCUUUACUUUGAUGCAGACACCCAGCCCAUUCAGCCUCUUACCAGCCCUUUCCAGCCCUCGCACACUAUCAACACCCACCCACCCUUUGAUCCGUUCUCCAGCCCUCCUGCCCAGAGCGUGGGCAUCAUUGGCAGCAGUGGAGGGAUCUCUUACAUGGAGAAGCCACCAUUUGUUGAGGGUUUAGGAAGCUACAACCUGCAAUAUCCCAGCCAGUCUUUCCAGCCUGUCGUGCUGGCCAACUAAGCCUUCAUUUGUAAUAAGAAUUGUUGCAGGAGCAGUUGGGUGUACGGCAAUGACCCUCCUGAUAUUUUCAGUUUUUCUAACAAAUUGUUCUAAUACUAAUGCGUGUUAAGAAUUAGUUUUACUACAAAGAUUUAAAAUGUCCACUAAAUAUUUAGUGUGAUUUGUUUGGUAUCUCUAUAGCCCUCCCCAAACUCCACCCUGCUCCUACUUCCUGUGUCCAUUGCUGUCACUCGUUAUUUGUUAUUUGUUAUUUGUGUUGGCUUGGAAUGGGUGCUUCUUUUUUUUGUCCACCUUUUUGCCGUCUCCAAUUUCAUGUUUAUGAUUUUGCAAUGAAUGCUAAUGUGAGUUUUUUCCUUUUUUCUUGUUUUUUGGGACUUGUAGUCUAGUGGACUCUAGUAUAGCUCCAUUUUGCACUGCACUGUCAUGCUGUGAAAAAGGACUUUGCCAAGUCCUGCAGGGAACGACGGCUGUGGAAAACUCAGCACUUUGCUCUGCAAUCUGCUCUGCCCUACUUGCCACAAAUACGGGGUGGGGUUGGUGGAGGGGCUCUGCUCUCUGUGCGUAUAGUUCGCUUCUGUUUGGUCGUGGUUCAGAGUGAUUGAGAGACUCGUUGCUUGCACAGUGAAGCCCUGUUACCUUUGAAACAACCUGACGCACGGGCAUAUUUCAAGUCUUGUUGGUGGACGCAUGUUGAAAGCAGGUUAUCAUCAGCUGGAAUGGGCACGUGACCGGGGUUUCAAUGAAGCAAGGGCAGCUAAGGGGAGAAUCGAGGCGUUAAGAGUAAUGUAGUUGAAUGUAUUGUACCUGUCAAGGGAAACUGCAGCUGUGAAGGUCGGCAAAAUGGAUUUGGGGGUGGGGGGGUACCUUUUUAUGAAUGUGAAAACAAAUGAAUCUUUUGAAUUUUAAGGCGAUAACCAUGUGCUGAUUAGGCCAGUUGUGCACAUAAAGAUGCAAAUUAUGGUUUCACACGUAUUCUAACAUACACCAGUCAGCAGCAGAUGAAGGUGAACAGGCGGGGAAGGAUGAGAGGUGAGGGUGGUGGUGGUGGGGGGGAAUGCAGCAGCAGCUCAGCGUUAGGGAUUGUGAUAAAUGGCUUAGCAUGACUUUGACUAUGAAGGAGAGGCUUUCCUCUGCAUGGACAGGAGGGAGGGAGGGAGGGAGACGGGAAGAGAGAGAAGCAGCUAGAGGGUUCUGUUGCCCCCUGUGCCAUUCAGGGUGUACUGGCUUAGAAAGCAACACUUUAACACCCAGAGCACGUUUCUGAUGGGCUUAAAUGGUAUUGAAGCCAAAGGCUCACUAUUCUCUCAGUCCUCUUAAAAUUCUCCAGCGAUCUCUGCUCCUCCGGCUGUUGCAAAGGAAAAACCAGAAUCGUACAGUUCAGGUUGCUCUCUUUAUUUUAUUUUUUAUUUUUUCCCAGCUGCAGUGAUGCGAACAGAGAUGCAAUGAGGAGCGUUCUUCUGUGGCAUCUGUCGCGUCACUGGAUAGCUUGUCAAAGAUCUGAUGUUUGUAUUGGUGCAGUUUAACAGCGGGGCCUGAUGUCAUUGUUGGUUCGUCCCUGAAAGAGAAGGGUAACCUCCACAUGUCCACGUCCAGCGGUCCAGCACUUUAUUACCAGGCUCCCGAUGCCGAACCGUUCCUUUGCCCUCCGUUUGGCUGUUGCACAUUUUAUUCAGAUGUCAUGAAAUGCUUUGGAAACUCCAAUGAGCUACAUUUGCAUCACAAACGGGAAAGAGAUGCAGUCAGUCUCACUCUUGGUUGGCUGGUUGUUUAGUUUUUUGUUAUUUUGUUAAUGUUUUUCAGACUAUAGAUAUUUUUGUACUAGAAGGACCCUUGUCUUGUCCUCACGUUGGUUUUGCAAUGUGGCAUUACUGUCAUAUGCAGCAAGCUUUAGUUCUUUUUGUUUAAGAGGGAAUGAGUGGGUGAAGUGUACACCUCUGUAAAUGUUACAGUUGUGAGGGAAAAUGCUUUUUUUUCUUUCCUUUUUGAUCUUGAAUCUAUUUCCACCAUUUUAUUUUUUUUUUAUAUAUUAGUUUUUGAAAAUGAUCACUUAAACAUUUGUAUAAGACAUGCAGAGUCCAGGAAUAUGUGUAUAAAAAGUUCUUAUGUUGAGAUUCUUUGUUUAGUUUCUUACAUGCUGAAGUUAUUUUUUCAGAAAAAUAACAUGAAUAUAUGCAAAUUGAGACGUAAAUAAAGAUGUACAGAAUAAAGUAUUGAAUGUUUAUUGUACCUUGUACACCAUAUGUCUAAUAAGACGGGUAAAUGUAAUCAUUCUUCAGUUUGCAGUUGGAGUUAGAAAUGUUUACAGUGGGUUUGUGUAGGAAAAGAUGGCUGAUCACCUCUUUCUGUGCUCCGAGGGCAGUCUGACAGCACUCCUCCCCAUAGGCAUUACAUUUAAACCAAAAAAAUGUAUUUUUUUUCUUUUUUUUUUAAUUUAAAGAAAUUAAUUAGUCCUAUUUUCACGUAGCACACACUCUGUAUAUUAUAAACUCCCCAACACUCUUAAUUUAUCUGCAUUUCAAUUCCCAGAUCUGCUAAUAUUAAAAAGAACAAAAUGUUCCUUCUAUCUUUAUCGUUUUGUUUUUUGUUUUUUCUUGACUGAGCCACCCUUGCUCCAUCAGCCCGAUCCUUAUGGUACUGAUACUAUAGCCAUAAUCCCAGACUGUCUUUACUUACACACCCUUCUCCAAUUCAAUGAAAUGCCAUAAGUUUUUAAACAACCCUGAUGAUUCAAGGGGUUUCUACCUCUCUCCAGUAUCUCUCUUCAAUAGGAAAGCAACCGGUUUGGGAAAAGAUGAAGGAAAUGAAUGUUGCUCUGAACUGUUGUCAACCCUGGUUUAGAUGGCAUUAGGUUUUUUUUAAUGGUGGAAACAUUUGGAGGGAUUCUUUGAGUCAAACAUUUCUCUGUACCCCUCACAUCCUGAUUAAAACCUAAAUUAAAACAAAAAAUCAGCAUAGAGGAGAUGGUGGUAUUAAAUUUCCUAAUAACACAAGCUGGAGAGUCAGCUCUUAGAUAUUUGAAAGAUGUAACUAAAGGGGGGAAGCACCAUAAACCUGAAUGCGGGCUGUUCUAAAAUCAGGGUUGAGCAGGAAUGACGAUGGAGACAAGAAUUUUGUAUUCUGAUGUUGUUUUGCUUAUAUUGAUGUUUGCGUUUUACUUUGCACUUUGGGAUAUUUCAUUGUCAUAAAAUAAAUUUAUUUUCUAUGUAAAAAAAGAAAAAGAAAAAAGUGAAUAAACAGUAACAUUUAAGAGUAAAAUGGAUCUAAUAAAAUGUUCAGAUGAUGUAUAAAUAGUGUUUUCUUUCCUGCCUGUAUUUUAUUAUUAUUCUUCCUAUUUUGUAUCUGAUCUGUACACCCUGUAGAUGUAUAAUGAAUAUUUCACUACUGAGAUGCAAUGACCUGUUUUCUGUGCUGCCCCCUCGGGAAUGGGGAGUUACUACUGCAGUUUCUUAUUGUAUGAGAUUCUUUUUUAAGUUUGUAAUAAAAACAGAUUGGCAAAAAAA